AUGUUUGCGCGGAACAAGUCCAAGGAGCGAGGCUCCACGCGCAAGGUCACACCGCCGUCGCCUGCCUAUAUGUCGAGUGGACAGUUUGCUGCAUACCUUACCGAUUUGCGCAAUAACCGCGUCAACAGACCUGGUGGUUCGCGUCCCCAGCCCGCUUCCGGGCGCGAUUCUACGGUCAGCGGCGGCCGCCCAUCUCUUGGGGGCCCUCCGCUCUCCGAUUCGUCCUCAGUCCACCAUCAGAGGACAUUAUCGGACAUGGCCCGUGUGGUCCCUUCUACCAGCCGUCCAUCCAUGUCGGCCAGCGUCUCGUCUAGGUACUCGGCAUCAACCUCGGCCUCGACCCGGGGCAGGGACUACUACCCCGACCGCCCUGUCAAUGUCCAACCCCUGAAACCAUCUCAGAUCGUGCCGAGCGCAACCUAUAUCGAGCGCGGCCAGCGGUGGAUGGAGAAAGAGGAAGCCGUCUCUCUGCGCCAGGCCAUGGAGGAUAUGGACCUUCAGGACCAGUCGUCCAAGAACGAGCACGGCCCUCCAGUCGAGGGCGGUGACGAGGUCCGCCUCUACGAAGCCGCCCUCAACGAGGCAGCCGAGUUAGUCUGGCAGCAUCAGAACCCCGGAAGAGUGCCGCAACCAGGUGCGGCUUACCAAUAUAAGCCACAUUUACGCAAAAAUAGCUACGCCCAUGCCCGCACAGCCAGCGCCGGCAUGUAUGGGGGCGAUGUCGCGCCUACUGGGCUUGCCCGAGAGCCUACCUCACGCUCGGUAUCGGGCAGCUCGGCCAAUAGCGACGGGGUGGGAUCCACGCGCAGUCGCUCGUCAUUUGGGUUAUCUCGACAGGCGUCGGGGACCAGCGAAACCGCGCGUCGGAGCACCGAAGGCGCGCGAAACGUGUCACCAGAGCCCCGGAGCGCCAAGCCAUACGCCGGCAUGUCGGGCGGUCCAGCAGCCCUGCCAAGUGGACGCCGACGGAGCAGCAUGAAGCGAAACAUCAGUGGCGAGGUUUGCCAGCCAUUCUCGGGCGAGCAGAUUUGGGAAGAACAGGAUGGCCAGGUGCCCGAGGGCGGUGGUCGCUCGACGGGCACCGAUUCGGCCGCUGUCCAGCCUCUGCGGUCAAAACCAAAGAACCCGCUGAACCGAGUCCAGUUUGCCCCCGACGUGCCUCCUGCGGCCAGCGCAUCCCCCCAGCCUCCGUCCAAGGUGGUGUCCAAGUACGAGAUAUAUCGGAACCCCCCUAGCCAGUCCCGCAACCCGCAGUAUACGACAAACUCACGUCCUAAAUCGCCCGCGGCGGAUCGUGAUACCGUGUCUCGCAAGCAUGGCAUGGAGGUCCGGAGUGAUGAUAUCAGGGAUGCUACAAGCAUGAGGCUGAGAGACCGCAGCCCGAAGCUGCCGACUCCGUCGGCUGUCAGCGACAGCCCCGGCCGACCCAUCGUAAGCUUUGACAGAAACUGGAAGCCCGAAGAGGACGCGACUGAUGACGCGCCAGAAGAGUGGAGAUUUGGCCGAGGCGGCACCCGAUCGUCGCCCCUCGUCCCUGGCCGAACACAGGGUCAGCAGCAACAACAAACCCAAGCGAUCCCUACUAUCGCUGUUACGCCUAGUCUCCCGAACCCGCAGUCAUCGUCCCCGGCCUCGAGGCCAACAAGCCACCGCCCACAGCCGAGCCCGCCCUCUAUUCAGGUAGACGGACCGCUAGUUCCAGCCAUCACGGUGUCCGACUCGCGUCCCGCAAACCCCACGACUCCUGCACCACCUGCCAUCGUUAUCUCUGGCGGGGACGAGGACGGCCCCAUGAUACCAAUCAUCGUAACCCCUGACGAGGACAAUGCCAAAGACCCCCCACGUCGCCCUCUCCCAACGCCCCAGCCCGGGGCCCCUCGCACUCGAAAGCCGGCAUGGCCUCGCGGUCACUGGUCGCCCGCGCCGCCACCGGUCGGCAGCCGGGCGACGGCCCGCUGCCACGAGUGCCGGAAUUUCAUCGAGGGUCGCUUCGUGUCGCUAGCAGGCGGCUCGGAGCGGUUCCACCCGCAGUGCUUCGCCUGUUACUCGUGCGGCACCUCGCUCGAGGCGCUCGAGAUCUCGCCGGAGCUAGACACCCACCGAGCAGAACGUCUAGACCGCAUCGCGCGUCGCGCCGCGGGCGCUCGGCUGCCCGAGCAGCCUGGCGAGACAAUGGCCGAAGACGGCGACGAGCGCCUCCGCUUCUACUGCCACCUGGACUGGCACGAGCUGUUUGCCCCGCGCUGCAAGCACUGCACGACGCCCAUCAUGGGCGAACACGUCGUGGCGCUGGGCGCCCACUGGCACUUUGGCCACUUCUUCUGCGCCGAGUGCGGCGACCCGUUUGAGCGCGGCAUGACGCACAUUGAAAAGGACGGCUACGCCUGGUGUGUCGCCUGCCAGACCAAGCGCACCGAGCGCCGCGCCCCCAAGUGCCGCAAGUGCCGCACCGCCGUCAUCGGCCAGUAUGUCCAGGCCCUCGGUGGCGAGUGGCACGACGACUGCUUCCGCUGCGCUACGUGCGCCGAUGGCUUUACCGACGGCCAGAUCUUUCCCGUGGAAGGCCGCGGCGCCCCGGGCGAGACUGUGGUGCUGUGCACCCGCUGCAUGGAGAUGGAGCUCAAGGUUUGA
Lasiosphaeria miniovina is the source of this 2631-nucleotide messenger RNA. RefSeq lists its product as uncharacterized. NCBI's taxonomy places the organism in Eukaryota, Fungi, Ascomycota, Sordariomycetes, Sordariales, Lasiosphaeriaceae. The transcript is spliced from 2 exons. The record is from RefSeq and is a predicted model, not a curated record. Gene Ontology annotation, cellular component: Z disc; nucleus. Gene Ontology annotation, molecular function: transcription coregulator activity. Bases 1 to 2631 code for a protein of 876 amino acids.